This is a messenger RNA of Drosophila kikkawai, 4352 nucleotides long. NCBI's taxonomy places the organism in Eukaryota, Metazoa, Arthropoda, Insecta, Diptera, Drosophilidae. The record is from RefSeq and is a predicted model, not a curated record.
ACAAAGAAUCUAUAUAGUUCGUGCAUCCUUUAACAAUCCUCGAGUGUGCUGAAUUCGAAUAGUGACAAUAUGAAGUUCCAAUUGAUCGCCCUUCUGGGCGUACUCGGCGUAGUGCUGGCGGAUCCCUCUCCCACUCUGGCACCGCCAAUCUUGCCAUGCGUUCACGCUACCACUGCUGGCUACUCGUAUCCCCCGCCGGCAGAGGUGAAGUUCUCCAUCUCGCCCGGGGUGACCAAGUACAGCCAGAGCCCUGCGGUUUCCACUUACUCGGAGAACGGCCAUCUUCUGCACACCUCGGUGGGCAGCGGGGGAACCUCCUAUGAGUCCACCGCCGGCAUCGAGGGCUUGUCCCACGGUGGAGUAACCCAAAUCAAUAAGUACAUAGCUCCGGUGCAGAAGGACCUGUUCACACCCUCGGCGGAGUAUGGAGCGGGUAUAACCUACGCGGAGAAGUCCCCGGCUGCCAAGUACGCCACCGUGGUGCCAUCCGGGAUAGAAAUCAAGAACCUGGUAUCGCCAGCUAUCACCAAAACCGUGCUAACGGCUCCCAAGUUGGACAACUCGUAUUUGCCACCGUCUCCGGGUUACACCAAAGUGGCCACGUACACCUCGCCAGGAUAUAGUUAUAGCUCAGCCACUCCCGGAAUAUCCAAGGUGGCCACAUACACAGCUCCGGCACCAUCAAGCGCUCCCUUCUAUGCCCCACCGGUGACCACGAAAGUGGAGACCUACAGCUCGCCCGGCUACACCUACUCCAAGGCCACUCCGGGCUAUUCCAAGGUGGAAACCUACAGCUCACCGGGCUAUAGCUACGGGCAGAUCUCGCCUGGAAUCUCCAAAUUAGCCACCUACUCGCCAUCGGUGGCAUAUGCAGCCCCAGCGAUUGCCAAGGUGUCCACCUACUCCGCUCCAGCUGUUAAGUUGGCCACCACUUCGUCGUUGCUGUCGGCCCAUGGAACCGGAUACUCCGCCAGCUAUGCUCCCUCCAUUACCAAAUACAGCCAGGCGGCGGACGUGUCCCAUCAGUACUUCUCAAAGCCAAUUGUGGCCGCAUACCCAGCAGCAGCUCCGGCUAUUGCUUCCUACUCCACUGGACCCGCGAUCACCAAGGUUGCCCAGGUGGCAAGCUAUGCCGCCCCAGCGGUGGCCAGCUAUGCCGCCCCAGCGGUGGCCACCUAUUCGUCCGCCCCAGCAAUCACCAAGCUCUCCACCAGCUACGGAGCCUCAGGAUCGGGAGCCAUCUCGCACCAGUAUGUGUCGAAGCCAGCGGUAGCUAUUUCAGCGGCGCCAGCAAUAGCCAAGGUAGCAACCUAUGCUGCUCCAGCCAUUUCCAGCUACUCCACUGGCCCAGCCAUUUCGAAGAUUGCCUCCUAUGCCACUCCGACAGUGUCCACCUAUACGUCGGCUCCAGUUGUGUCUAAGGUAGCAUCCGGUUACGGAGUAAGUGGAUCGGGCGCCGUGUCCCAUCAGUAUGUGUCCAAGCCGGCAGUGACCAUUUCAGCUGCUCCUGCCAUUGCCAAGGUGGCCACCUAUGCCGCUCCCGCCAUAUCCACUUACUCGGCCGCUCCAGUGGUUGCCAAGGUAGCCACCGGGUACGGAGGCAGUGGUUCCGGAUACAGUCACGGAGCCGUGUCCCAUCAGUAUGUGUCGAAGCCAGCGGUGGCCAUUUCAGCAGCGCCAGCGAUUGCCAAGGUUGCAACCUAUGCUGCUCCCGCCAUCUCCACGUAUGCCUCAGCUCCCGCUGUUACAAAGAUUGCAACGGGCUAUGGCCAUGGAGCCGUCUCCCAUCAGUACGUGUCCAAACCAGCCGUGGCCAUUUCAGCAGCUCCUGCCAUUGCCAAGGUGUCAACCUACGCUGCUCCUGCCAUCUCUACAUAUGCCACAGCUCCUGCAGUCUCCAAGGUAGCCACUUAUGCCGCUCCAGCCGUUACCACCUACUCCGCAGCUCCUGCUCUCACUAAGGUGGCCUACAGUCAGGCGGCAGACGUAUCCCACCAGUACAUUUCCAAGCCCAUAGUGGCCGCUUAUCCCGCAGCUGCGCCAGCUGUGGCCACGUACUCAUCCGCUCCGGCAGUCACUAAGAUUUCAUCGAGCUAUGGCGGAAGUGGGUCUGGAGCUGUCUCCCACCAGUAUGUGUCUAAGCCCGCUGUGGCCAUUUCAGCUGCUCCUGCCAUUGCCAAGGUGGCCACAUAUGCCGCUCCCGCCAUAUCCACUUAUUCAGCGGCACCAGUGGUGGCCAAGGUGGCCACUAGUUAUGGAGGAAGUGGCUUGGGAUACAGUUCGGCAAGAGCCGUCUCCCAUCAAUACGUCUCAAAGCCUGCGGUGGCCAUUUCAGCUGCUCCUGCCAUCGCCAAGGUGGCGACCUAUGCCGCUCCUGCCAUUUCCACCUACUCAGCUGCUCCCAGUCUUACCAAAAUUGCAACAAGCUAUGGGGGAUCUGGCCAUGGAGCCGUUUCCCACCAGUACGUAUCAAAGCCUGCCAUUGCAGUGGCUCCAGUGGCUCCGGUCCUGUCCAAGGCCUACUUGCCCGCGGCGCCGGUUCUCUCCAAGGCCUACUUGCCUGCUGCUCCGGCCAUCGCCUUGCCCACUAAAUUGGAUACAGGAUACGGAAUCAGCGGCUCAGGAGCAGUCUCCCACCAGUACGUAUCGAAGCCGGCGGUGGCCACCAUCUCAGCAGCUCCUGCCAUAGCCAAGGUGGCUACCUAUGCAGCUCCAGCCAUUUCCAGCUACUCCACUGGACCGGCCCUAUCGAAGAUUGCCUCCUAUGGAGCUCCUGCAAUUUCCACCAUCUCAGCUGCUCCGACCAUCGCCAAGGUAGCCACUGGAUACGGAUAUGGCCAUGGAUAUGGAGCUAGUGGAUCGGGGGCUGUUUCUCAUCAGUAUGUGUCCAAGCCCGCAGUGGCCAUUUCAGCAGCUCCUGCCAUAGCCAAGGUGGCCACAUACGCAGCUCCAGCUGUGAGUCACAUAUCCACUGGACACGCCAUCGCCGCCGCUCCCGCUUUGGCCACUUACUCAACCGGUCCAGCCAUCACGAAAGUGGCCACAGGGUAUGGGGGCAGUGGCUCCGGAUAUAGCUCGGGAGCUGUGUCCCAUCAGUAUGUGUCGAAGCCCGCUGUAGCCACCAUUGCAGCCGCUCCAGCGAUCGCCAAGGUGGCCGCCUAUGCCGCCCCAGCUGUGAGUCACUACAGCACGGGUCCUGCGGUCACUAAGAUCGCUUCUCCGGUCGGACUGGAACUGGGAACGGGUCUGGGUUAUGGGUCCAUUGGACAUGGCCACGGGGCCGCCUUGCUGGGUGCUCCUCUGACCAAGUUGACCUCGGCUCCGGCUUACAGCUUGGGAGGAAAGCUAGCCAGCAGCACCGCCUACGGAAUCCAUGCGGGUAAUUUGGGUGCUGCAGGACACGAUGGCGGCUACUAUGGAGCCAUUUCCCUGGGACACGCGGCGGUAUCGCCAGCCCUCAAUUAUCACGGUCUGCUGACCCAUGGGUCUGGUCUUGCCCCAGUCAGCUCCUCGCUCGCUCAUCUGGACUCCUCUCUGAGCGGAUACUCGCAUGGAGUAGGCGGCAUUGGGCCCCUAGGUGCCGGAUUCUACCGCUAUGCUCCCAGUGUGCCGGCAGUAAGCAGCCACGCCCCUGUGGCGGCCACCGCCUACCUGAAGUCAGCACCAGUGGCCCAGCCGGCCUUGCUGAAAGUGGUGCCCGAGAAGCAUCUGGAGCACUUUGAUGCCCAUCCACGCUAUGCCUUCGAGUAUGCCGUAAAUGAUCCCCACACGGGCGAUAACAAGCACCAAAAGGAGGAGCGCGACGGCGACGUGGUCAAGGGAGAGUACUCACUGGUGGAGCCCGAUGGAAAUGUGCGCACUGUGAAGUAUUACGCGGACUGGGAGACGGGCUUCCAUGCCGAGGUCAUCAACAGUCGCGAUCAGGGCAAAAUAGUGGCCAAACGUCAGGCAGCAGCCAAGUCGUGAGCUCCACACAGGUCGCAAUUGUUUGGUUCGUUCUGCAACUGUAAAUAGCCUCAAAUCCACAACCUUCUUCUCAUUAAACAUUAAACGUAUUUAUGUAAAUCCCCUCAAUGACGACGAUGCACCACAACCGCGAUGUCACACGGCCGCCAUGAUAUAUGCAAUAUCCAAACACCACCAACUAUACAACCGCCCCUCCACAUUUUGGAUCCCCGAUUCUGUGCUCAUGUGAUAAGCGUUUCUGCUUGCGCUGCUCUCAUCUCAAACUGCGCGCCCCCUACCAUGCCCGACUACUUGUACAUAAAGGAUUGCAUAUUGGUAUCUUGUAAAGUGUUAAUUUCAAAUAAACGACAUUUAAGAACGCCACAGUCGGGGAUGCUCGACACUGA